This is a messenger RNA of Falco peregrinus (peregrine falcon), 1215 nucleotides long. RefSeq names its product collagen alpha-1(I) chain-like. Bases 1 to 1215 code for a protein of 404 amino acids. NCBI's taxonomy places the organism in Eukaryota, Metazoa, Chordata, Aves, Falconiformes, Falconidae. The record is from RefSeq and is a predicted model, not a curated record. The transcript has 2 exons.
AUGCCCGGAGACCCCCACGGGCACCUGCGGGCACGGGUGCAGCCGGCGGAGGCCCGGCAUCCCGCCGCGCUGCCCCGGCAGGAGAACCGCCGUCACCUGACCGGCGGGGCGGGCACCGACACCGGCACCGGGAGCCCGAGCCGCCCCGGCACCAGGAUCCCAACCGGCAUCCCGCCCCGCCCCGCAGCGGCACCGGGACCGCCCCGGGACCAGGACAGCGCAGGGAUCCCGCCGGCAGCAGGAGCCGCAGCCCGACCCCGCGUCAGCACCGGCUCCGCGCCGCCGCCGAGCCUCUGUGGAGACUCGCACCGCCGCCGGGACCGGCACCGGGACCCCCGGCGGCACUCGGCCCCCGCCAGCACCACCUGCCCGCCGGCCGACCCCCGGGACAGGCGGACGGGCAGACGGACACGCAGCCCGGACGGACGGACGCCCCCGGAGCGGGGCUCCCUGCCCCGACAGCCCGGUCACGGCGCUGCCGGGACGGACAAACGGGCACCCCUGGGCCCGAGUUCAGCCCUGCACGGAGCGCUCCGGGAGCGGUGCCCCACAGGGACCCCACGCCCGGCGGCGGGGGCACAGAGCCCCGCGCUGACCCCUCGCAUGCAGCGGGCCGCCGUACGGGGUGGGGGGGCAGGGCGGGGGCCGUCCCGGCAGUGCCUGGGCCGCGGCGGGGCUGGCCGGCGUCCCACGCACCCCGAGCCGCCGCGGGCCACCGGUGUGCCUGGCGUGCACGUCCCUCGCCGGAGGAGGAGUCCGGCCUCCCCGCCCGGCCUCCCAGCCCGCCCGCGCCCCGCGGCCAGGUCCACCCCGGCAGGGCCACCCGCCGCCGGGCUCCUUACCUCCGCCGUCUCCCUGCCUCCCUCCGCCGGGGCCGUCGCAGGCCCCGGGGACAUGGGGGCCGGCUGGCGAGCCGAGCCGAGCCCGUGCGAGUCCUUACGUCACCGCCCAGGGCCCUCCACGUCCAUCUCGGGGCUCUCGAGUGCUCCUUGCAAACGUGCCAAAUCCCAGGGCCGCCUCCGCUCGGCCCCGCUUCACACGUGCUCCCCUGGCCGGAGCCGGCGGCCGGGGCACAGCCCAGGCUCCCCCCCGGGGCCAGCCCUCACGGCCCGCCGGCCCCCCGGGCCCUGCCUGCGGCGGGCGGGCGGGUGCGCGCCCCGGGCCGCCCCCUGCCCCGCCAUCUGCCCCGAGCGCGGCCUCCCCGGGCUUAUAUAA